Ochotona curzoniae (black-lipped pika) is the source of this 5169-nucleotide messenger RNA. RefSeq names its product staphylococcal nuclease and tudor domain containing 1 (gene SND1). The record is from RefSeq and is a predicted model, not a curated record. The transcript has 24 exons. Bases 2241 to 4643 code for a protein of 800 amino acids. Gene Ontology annotation, biological process: mRNA catabolic process; regulatory ncRNA-mediated gene silencing. Lineage: Eukaryota; Metazoa; Chordata; Mammalia; Lagomorpha; Ochotonidae. Gene Ontology annotation, cellular component: cytosol; nucleus; RISC complex. Gene Ontology annotation, molecular function: RNA binding; nuclease activity.
UUUGUGACUCUUCACUUUCUGAAUGUAACCCAGGAAGUUUAUUUAAAAAAUGGAGCUCCAGCUCUAUGAUCCUGUAACAUUUUGUCGGUCCCCCGUGUGCCUUGAUCCAGCUCCUAGCCUUUUCAGAUCCUGGAACCGAGCAGUUUUGGGGGUGCGGUGGGGGGUUUUGUUACCGUGUGUUGUGGUUACAAUGGCCAUAACGUCUAGAUUUCGUUUCAUUUUGCAGUUCUGACUCUUCCAUAUGGAACAGCAAAGACCCUCUGACAGUUUCUCCCAAAUUCUCACAGCUUUGUUGUAAAAGGUUUUACUAACCCCUGCGAUGUGGACCCAUUGUUACCAGGUUUAAACCAUUCAGCAGCUUAUGUGUGUGAAUUUGGUUCAAAAUUUCCUUUGCGUCUCUAAGUUAAUAAUCUGCCACCAGCUGAAGGUAUCUAGAUUUUGUCUUUUUCUCUUUAUUCAUACAUAUCGGAGCAUCAGAAACUUACCAGAAACUGAAGGAGAUGGAAUUUGCAAGGCCCAUGUAUUCCUCUUUGAAAUAUUCACCUGAACCAUGGAUGCAUUAUCUUGAAGUGGGUCUUUCUUCAGCCUUUUCAUUUCCUCUGAUUUUUGCCCUAGGGACAAAGCAGGGCUUGGCUAUCUUGUGUUGGGAUCUUUGAAUUUUGCAUUGAUGUGGCUGGGAUUUGUCUUAAAGACCGUCCUUUCUGGUGGAGUGUUCCCACUGAGGCUGCAGUCAGUGAGGUGACUGCCUGCUUGUCAGUUACCCUGGACAUAUGGCAUCUUGGGCUGAGUGCUCUGUUCGUGGUUAGUAAGAUUUCAGAAUGUGGUAAGAUGAUGGACUGCAUUUUGUAGGUGUUUGAUGUAUGGUUUAGAAAGCAGAGUCCUUCUAUUGGUUCUCAUUGCCGAGACCUAAGCCUGCUCUGUCUGUCAGAGUACGCGCUCUCUCUGGUCAUGCCAUGUUGCUUCUGGCUUCAGGACCUCUGGGUGGGGCCAGUGAUGCCUGGCCACAAAUUGCAGGAAAGUGGAACUGACUGUAAUUUACUUGAAAGAAGAUGAGAUGUUAGUCCUUGUCUUGUCCCAGAGCUGCCGUCACAGUGACUUCAUUUCACACCUUAAGGCCUUUGCGUGCACAGAAGUGUGGUAUAAAGGAUGCUUGAGUUUGGGUGGUGACAUUUGCAGUUCUGUGACCGGUGUGGUCUUUGCUGUGUACACACUGCACUGUGUGCAGAGACCAUACUGCAGGUUACAGGCAGGGAUCAAGGAGGGAAGCUAGGUGAGCCACAAAGCCAGAGGCAGGGCUGUGCUGGGCUUGGGGCCCUGUCUGGAGAUCGCUCUGUGGGAAGCUCUUCUGCAAAGAAACGUGGAUUUUCUUGGAGAGUGAUGGCUUUCAGUGAGUCCUAGGAACUGCUUUGUAAGAACGCUACAAAGAAAGAUGAAGCUUUGUGUUACAGGCAAAUAAGGAGCGUGUGUCAGAAGUGAGGGACACUGCUCUCCUGCCUGGCAGGGGCUGAGGUGGGGCCCUGACCAGUCGGGGGUGUGCUGCCCCCGCUGAGCCAGCUGCUUGGCCUGGGUGCCCAUUGGCUGUAGUCGGGAGGAACGAACCUUCCUCUUUUCUGGCUAAAGUGUCGCAGGGCUGUGCUAAUUCAGGUUUCUGUGGUAUCUGCUGUGCCUGCCUAAUGAACGCCUGGGUUUGUUUCUUUUGUAAGGCUGGAGAAAGAACUUGUCAAAUAAAUUGUAGAAAUGACCCACUAGUUUGUUUGUUUCUCAUGUUGAUGCUUGUGGUGGUGUCUGCCGUUGUGAGUGAGGACGAAGGGGCAGGGUUGCUUCUGGAAUGUGUGAGAAGAGGAAGUGGGCAGUAAGCUGACACACGAGCAUUUCGGAGCCGUUCUGUUACUGACACAGUCAGCGAGGCUGGUGGAAAAACUGAAGAUGGAUUUUUGUUUUGAGCUUUAGGAGAGCAGCAAGCGUGUGGGUAGAGGAAAUGUAACUUGGUUCUCUCCGGGUGUGCUAUCAUCGUCCGAGGGCAGCCACGUGGUGGGCCGCCUCCCGAGAGGCAGAUCAACCUCAGCAACAUUCGUGCUGGAAACCUCGCCCGUCGGGCAGCUGCCACACAGCCCGACGGGAAAGAUACCCCAGAUGAGCCCUGGGCUUUUCCUGCUCGAGAGUUUCUGCGGAAGAAGCUGAUUGGAAAGGAAGUCUGUUUCACGAUAGAAAACAAGACUCCUCAGGGGCGCGAGUAUGGCAUGAUCUACCUUGGGAAAGACACCAACGGGGAGAACAUUGCCGAGUCGCUGGUUGCAGAUGGUUUGGCCGCCCGCAGAGAAGGCGUGAGAGCUAACACUCCUGAGCAGAGCCGGCUUGCAGAAUGUGAGGAACAAGCCAAGGCGGCUAAGAAAGGGAUGUGGAGUGAGGGCAGUGGUGCCCAUACCAUCCGGGACCUCAAGUACACCAUCGAGAACCCGAGGCACUUUGUGGACGCCCACCACCAGAAACCUGUCAACGCUAUCAUCGAGCACGUGCGGGACGGCAGCGUGGUCAGGGCCCUGCUCCUGCCCAGUUACCACCUGGUUACAGUCAUGCUGUCUGGGAUCAAGUGCCCAACGUUUCGGCGGGAAGCAGAUGGCAGCGAGACCCCGGAGCCUUUUGCUGCGGAAGCCAAAUUCUUCACAGAGUCGCGACUGCUUCAGAGAGACGUUCAGAUCAUUCUGGAGAGCUGCCACAACCAGAACAUUCUGGGUACCAUCCUUCAUCCGAAUGGCAACAUCACGGAGCUGCUCCUGAAGGAAGGGUUUGCCCGCUGUGUGGAUUGGUCGAUUGCAGUUUACACUCGAGGUGCAGAAAAGCUGAGGGCAGCUGAGAGGUUUGCCAAGGAACGCAGGCUGAGAAUAUGGAGAGACUACGUACCACCCACUGCUAAUUUGGACCAGAAGGAUAAGCAGUUUGUUGCCAAGGUGAUGCAAGUUCUGAAUGCAGAUGCCAUUGUUGUGAAGCUGAGCUCCGGAGACUACAAGACCAUCCACCUGUCUAGCAUCCGGCCACCACGGCUGGAGGGCGAGAACACACAGGAUAAAAACAAGAAGCUACGCCCUCUGUAUGAUAUUCCUUACAUGUUUGAGGCCCGGGAGUUUCUUCGAAAAAAGCUAAUUGGGAAGAAGGUCAAUGUGACGGUGGACUACAUUCGGCCGGCCAGCCCUGCCACAGAAACUGUCCCUGCCUUUUCAGAGCGUACCUGUGCCACUGUUACCAUUGGAGGAAUCAACAUUGCCGAGGCUCUUGUCAGCAAAGGUCUUGCGACUGUGAUCAGAUACCGGCAAGAUGACGACCAGCGAUCCUCGCACUAUGAUGAGCUGCUUGCUGCCGAGGCCAGAGCUAUUAAGAACGGCAAAGGAUUGCAUAGCAAGAAGGAAGUGCCUAUCCACCGUGUGGCAGACAUAUCCGGGGACACCCAAAAAGCAAAGCAGUUCCUGCCCUUCCUGCAGCGAGCAGGCCGCUCUGAAGCCGUGGUGGAGUACGUCUUCAGCGGUUCCCGUCUCAAACUCUACUUGCCAAAGGAAACGUGCCUUAUCACAUUCUUGCUUGCGGGGAUCGAGUGCCCCAGGGGAGCCCGCAACCUGCCAGGCCUGGUGCAAGAAGGAGAACCCUUCAGUGAGGAAGCCACACUGUUCACCAAGGAGCUGGUGUUGCAACGAGAGGUGGAGGUGGAGGUGGAAAGCAUGGACAAGGCCGGCAACUUCAUCGGCUGGCUGCACAUGGACGGUGCGAACCUGUCCGUCUUGCUGGUGGAGCACGCGCUGUCCAAGGUCCAUUUCACUGCUGAGCGCAGCUCCUACUACAAGUCGCUGCUGUCUGCUGAGGAGGCCGCCAAACAGAAGAGAGAGAAGGUCUGGGCACACUACGAGGAGCAGCCUGCGGAGGAGGUGGUGCCCGUGCUGGAGGAGAAGGAGCGUUCCGCCAGCUACAAGCCCGUGUUUGUCACCGAGAUCACGGACGACCUGCACUUCUACGUGCAGGAUGUGGAGACUGGCACCCAACUGGAGAAGCUGAUGGAGAACAUGCGUAGUGACAUCAGCAGCCACCCACCUGUGGAGGGCUCCUACACCCCCCGCCGGGGGGACUUCUGCAUUGCCAAGUUUGUGGAUGGAGAAUGGUACCGUGCGCGAGUGGAGAAGGUCGAGUCUCCAACCAAAGUGCACGUCUUCUACAUUGACUACGGCAAUAGAGAGAUCCUGCCACCCUCCCGUCUGGGCACCCUGCCGCCCGCCUUCAGCACCCGCGCGCUGCCAGCUCAAGCCACGGAGUAUGCCUUUGCCUUCAUCCAGGUGCCCCAGGAUGAGGAUGCACGCACGGACGCCGUGGACAGCGUUGUGCGGGACAUCCAGAACACGCAGUGCCUGCUGAACGUGGAACACCUGAGUGCCAGCUGCCCCCAUGUCACGCUGCAGUUUGCCGACUCCAAGGGCGACGUGGGACUGGGCCUGGUGAAGGAGGGGCUGGUUAUGGUGGAAGUGCGCAAGGAGAAGCAGUUCCAGAAAGUGAUCACAGAAUACUUAAAUGCCCAGGAGUCAGCCAAGAGCGCCCGGCUGAACCUGUGGCGCUACGGAGACUUCCGAGCUGAUGAUGCUGACGAGUUUGGCUACAGCCGCUGAGGGGGGCGGCACAGCUGGCCCCCAGCCCUGCUCACGCCAGUCCCUCUUCCUGUGCUGGGAGAGGGGUGCACCUGCAGACCCCAGGGCCAGGGGGUAUAGAAUGGGUCCUAGCUUUGCUUCUUUUACAAUAGCAUCAGGGCUGGCAGGGGAGGGAUGUGGCCCUCUGCAUUUGGAGGACAGGCCAUCAUCCUCUGUGCACCGUCAUGCACAGCCUCCUCCCAAUUGAUUCAUAUUUUUAUCUGGGGGUUUGUAGGGUUUUUGUUGUUGUUUUUUGUUGUUUUUUUUUUUUUUUAAUUGUCCUCAAAUCAGGAAGAACCCUGGAAGACUUGGUCCUGGUGAGGGCCAGUCCCGUUCCCUGCCUCUGUCCCAGCUCCCCUUCUUUCCUAGCUCUAUCAACUGUUGGUUUCGUGACUUCUUAGAAAUAUACCCAUUCUCAGCUGUCAGUGUGUCCAUUCCUAUCCCCUCACCAGCCCAUUGUGUAUUUAAAGCUUUUAAGGCCCAAUAAAGUAGCACAUGCUGUCUGCAA